AUGUUACUUUUGAUUCUAAAGAAUUUGAACAAUAUUGAUGUCCUUUAUUCUUUGUUUGGUAUUAACAAUGAACGAUUAAAUCUUCUCGUUCAAGAAAAUAUUUUCACCAACAGUCUGAAUUUUUCAUCAAUUAAUGAUAUUUGUUUAAUCGAUCGAUUUUAUAACGAUAUCUUACCCAAAAUUCAUCACCAUGUGAAAUCUUUGGCGUUUAAUCCAUUAUCAAUGCAACGUAUCUUAGUUCUUGCAGAUUAUCCCAAUUUAAAUCAACUGAAAAUNUAA
Molecule: messenger RNA, 279 nt
Organism: Adineta ricciae
Lineage: Eukaryota; Metazoa; Rotifera; Eurotatoria; Adinetida; Adinetidae
Source: the annotation of a GenBank genome assembly